AUUUACACAUUUCGCAUUGAACUUCGCUAUUAACCAGUCAGUCUGUUAACAAUGGGAGGAGUCGUCUGGUUGUUCAUAAUUCUACUCUUGAGAUUAUUUACUGGUGCCAGUGCGAAUCUGCAGAGUUCCAAUGAACUUUCGGAGUGUAAUUCGACUCAGAAUGAGUUUCGAUGUUCGACUGGGACCUGCGUUCCGAAAAUAUGGGUCUGCGAUGGAGAGAGAGAUUGUUUAGACGGUGGAGAUGAAUGGAAUUGCGAUGAUGAGCCGAAAAAUGAAUCGGAAGACAGCAUCUUGAUCUACUCCUCGGACACAGAAAUCGGUGCCUUCGACUUAAUCACCAACAAAUCUCUCCCUCUGAUUAUGAAAAAUCUGCGGAAUGUGGUGGGUGUAGCCCUUGACGAGACAUUCGUCUAUUGGUCGAUGAACAGUUUCCAAAACGAGGGAAUUUAUCGAGCCUUCAAGAACGGUACUGGCGCACAGGUCCUGGCAAUCGCAGGGAUAGGAAAUAUUCAGGAACUAGCAGUUGACGGGAUAACUGGAAAUAUCUACUACACGGACGCCUCCAACAAGUACCUGGGGGUGUGCACAGCAUCUGGUGUGUACUGCACCGCAAUAAUAACAGAAGGUACAGAGAAGCCCCGAGGUCUUGCCCUCUAUCCACCAACGGGUCAGCUCUACUGGAGCGAUUGGGGAAAUGAUCCCCACAUCUCCAGGGCGGAGAUGAACGGAAACUCCAGAACUCCACUGGUCACCACAGACAUCAUCUGGCCCAACGGCAUCGCCAUCGAUGACAUCUACUCGAGACUUUACUGGGCUGACGCCAAACUCAAAAGAAUUGAAUCUAUCAAUUUUCUUGGCGAAGACAGGCAGGUCCUGGUGCGUGCCAUCCAGAUGCACCCGUUUUCCCUAUCGGUCUUUCAGGACAGAAUCCUCUGGAGUGACUGGGAAACUGGAAACAUCAGAUCUUGCAAUAAGACAUCAGGCGAGAGCCUCGGAACUCUUGUUGGAGAAAAUCGUGUAUUCCGUGGAGUUCACGUCUACCAGGCCUUUACCAAGUUUGACAAUCCUUGUGAAGAAAUGCGCUGUGGAGAAAUAUGCCUGAUCGGGGCCGAUCUCAGCUGCAGCUGUGCCUGCAGUGCGAAUAAAACUCUCGAGGCGGAUGGGAAAACUUGCAAAGGAGACGAGGAGCACAGAUUAAUCCUCGGUGCUGGAGGAAUUCUCUUCGACUAUCGUCACGAAUUCCUGGGAAGACCGCAAUGGCGAGAGAUCGAGAACCCUGAGGAAUUCGCCUCGGUCUUCCCCGAGAGCCACAGUUUAUCGAUUCGUGGCUGGCAAUUCAUGUUCGAAGAGAUCUCAAUCAUAUCCGGGGAUAACGAAACCCUCGGGGCCGUCGCCUUCGACUCCAUUGGAAAAAAUUUUUACUCAGUAAAUGGUCACAACCGAAUUCAAGUAACAAAUCUCUUGAAUUUCGAGACAACUUUCAUCAGUUUCUCCGAAGAUCCCAGAUCAAUUCUGCUAGUACCAGAAGAGGCGACGAUGUUUGUGGCCUUGUGUAGUGAAUCCAGUUGUCAUGUGGACAGGAUGUCAAUGUCGGGGGGAGGAAGAACGCGUUUUGUGAGGGAAGUCCUGGGGGGUCCGAGGGUUCCUCUAGCCUUCGACCCAGAGACGAGAAGAGUUUUCUGGGGAGAUGAAACCGCAGGAACACUGAAUAGCAUUUCCUUCGACGGAUACGACAAGCAGUUGCUGCAGGCAGGGCUCAAGUAUCCGGUGGGUUUGGCGAUCCUCAAGGACUUCGUCUUCGGGACUGUGAAAGGCUCCAGGGAGGUAUUCUGGGCGAACAAGACUGGCGGACACGACGGGAUGAAAGCCCUCAACAUCACGGAGACUCCAGAGGGUGACUUCCUGGUUUUAAGUCUGAAUUUUCCUCGGUUAAAGGCUGGAGAGGAAAUCCACGAGUGUCGGAUUGACAAUGGGGGAUGCUCUCAUGUUUGUUUACUGGAGACAACGAUUUCUCGGGUGUGCGGAUGUCCACUAGAGAUGACCCUCGAAUCUGACCAGAAGACUUGUUCUCCCGAUCAAAAUCAAGACACAACGAACUGAAUAAAUUCUUCAAAAAUUUUAAUUUUAAUUUUUGAAAUGAAUUAGCAAUUAACUUAAAAUCGAAAUUGUUUAUCCACUGAGAUUAUUAUUUAAACGUAGGGACGAGCAUUCAUAAAUUUAUGUAGACAAUAUUUUUAAAUAUAUUUAAC
Fopius arisanus is the source of this 2249-nucleotide messenger RNA. RefSeq names its product vitellogenin receptor. The transcript has 7 exons. Gene Ontology annotation, molecular function: Wnt-protein binding; Wnt receptor activity. Lineage: Eukaryota; Metazoa; Arthropoda; Insecta; Hymenoptera; Braconidae. Bases 52 to 2100 code for a protein of 682 amino acids. The record is from RefSeq and is a predicted model, not a curated record. Gene Ontology annotation, biological process: canonical Wnt signaling pathway.